AAAAAAUCGGUGUCAACAAGUUUUCUUGCCUAGUUUUUCGGCCUUUACAGCAAAUAUUUAGCCAAAAUUCAUAAAAGGGAUGUAAAAAAUAAUAAAACAAUGGCUAACAUAAAGUCAGGAAACCAAAACACCCGCAAGAAAGUCCAGGUUUCAAUGGUAAUAUGCGAGGCCGAAGAAAAAAGGCAUCGUUCCGGAGUAAACGCCCUUCAAUUGGAUCCAUCUCUGGAUAGACUUUACUCUGCUGGAAGGGACUCUAUAAUAAGGGUCUACGAACAUGAAAGAUAUUUGAAUGGGAUGGAACACCAUACUGACUGGGUGAACGAUAUAAUUAUUUGUUGUGGCGGAAGACACUUGAUUUCAGCCAGUUCUGAUACUACUGUAAAAGUAUGGAAUGCCCAUAAAGGAUUUUGUAUGUCCACUUUACGAACACACAAAGAUUACGUUAAAGCAUUGGCAUAUGCUAAAGAUAGAGAGCAAGUGGCCUCAGCUGGGUUGGACAAAUCUAUUUAUUUAUGGGAUAUUAACACGCUUACUGCCCUAACGGCAAGCAACAAUACCGUUACAACUUCCAGUUUGAUUGGAAGCAAAGAGUCCAUUUAUAGUUUAGCUAUGAACCCCUCAGGCAGCAUUAUAGUGAGUGGGAGUACCGAGAAGGCUUUAAGACUGUGGGAUCCAAGGACCUGUGCCAAAUUAUUUAAGCUUAAGGGUCAUGCAGAUAAUGUUAAAGCUUUGGUAGUGUCCCGCGAUGGGACACACUGUAUUUCAGGGAGUAGUGAUGGAUCAAUUAAAGUUUGGAACCUUGGUUUACAAAGGUGUAUUCAGACUAUAAGGGUCCAUUCUGACUCGGUGUGGGCUUUACUAGCAACUGAAAGUUUUACGUACGCCAUUUCCGGCGGAAGAGACAAAAAAAUUAUAAUGACGGAUUUGAAAAACGUACCAAAUCACGUGGUGGUUUGUGUUGAGGAAGCGCCAAUUUUAAAAAUGUGUUUUACGGCUGACCAACUUUCAGUUUGGGUUUCAACCGAAAAUUCAUCGAUAAGAUGUUGGAAACUUCCCACAGAAAAGCAUUUUAAAGAAGAAGUAAAAAUGCCGAGCACUCCAAUGUCUGUCAUAGCAGGCGGAGCAGCAAUUCGACAGGCUGUUGUUUUAAAUGACAAGAGGCAUAUUCUCACCAAGGAUGCCAAUGAAAAUGUCGCGCUUUAUGACGUGCUUCGGGCCAGAAAAAUUGAGGAUCUUGGUAAAUUAAACUUCCAGGAUGAGGUGAAAAACAGACACAAAAUGGUUUAUGUGCCAAAUUGGUUUAAUGUUGACCUAAAAACAGGGAUGCUAACAAUCCAUUUGGGACAAGACGAGGUUGACUGUUUUUCUGCUUGGGUUCCUGCCAAAGAUGCCGGCAUACGUGACACUCCAGAUCAGCCGGAACAAAAAGUAAACUACGGUAAACUUCUUUUGCAAGCUCUUUUCGAGCAUUGGAGAGGGGUGGAAAGCAAUCCAGAAAACCGAGUGUAUUUUAGCGUUCCAAAACAUAUUCCACUUAUAUUAAGUGAAGUUGGUGGCAGAACAUUAUACAGGGUGUUAGUUGGCGAUACAAGUGGGGACACGGAAAACGCACUUUUAAACGAAACAGUGCCGAAUUGGGUGGUUUCAAAUAUUGAAGAAAAUUGCAUGAAUAAAUUUAUAAAAGUGCAAUUUUACUUACAACCUCAUUCAAGUGUUCCUUCUCACUUACUUAAGCAAGACAGAAUGAAAAAGCCUGAUCGAUUGGUGGCUAAUGAUUUUAUUCAGUGUAGAAAAGUUGCAGAACAUGUUUUAGAGAAAUUGUUGGGAGAUGGCACUGCCAGUACCCCUGGUGGAGGAGAUGCAGAUAAUAGCCCCACAAAUAAUGGGUACAGUGUGGACCAAAUUGAACUGACCUGCAAUGACCAGGUUUUGGACCCCUCAAUGGACCUAAGGACAGUAAAGCACUUUAUUUGGAAGUCAACAUCCGACCUAACAUUGUAUUAUAAAAUAAUUAACGCAAAAUAAAACUUGGUCUUAAGUUUUUUACAAAAUCAAAAAUCAUUUAAAAAG
Brassicogethes aeneus is the source of this 2070-nucleotide messenger RNA. Lineage: Eukaryota; Metazoa; Arthropoda; Insecta; Coleoptera; Nitidulidae. The record is from the annotation of a GenBank genome assembly.